AUGAUUAGUAAUCUUUGCAAAUCAUUUAAUAAAAUUAAUAUUAGUACCUCAACUUCAUUAAUUCAAUCCUCAAGAAUUAUUGGAUUUAAUAAAAUUAAUUAUACAACAUCAACCAAUGAACUUUUAAAAGAAGAAAUUGAAUUCCCAAUUAUAGAUUUUGAUAGUAAAUCAAAUGUUGGUACAAUUCAAUUAUCAAAAGAUAUAUUUUCAAGACCAUUAAGAAUCGAUUUAUUACACAGAAUGGUUAGAUAUCAAAGAGCAAAAUCACAACAAGGUACUCAUCAAGCAUUAAAUAUGGAAAGAAAGACAAGUUCAAACAAAAAACCAUUUAAACAAAAGGGUACAGGUAGAGCUAGACAAGGUACAAACCAUGCUGUACAAAUGAAAGGUGGUGCUAGAGCUUUCCCACCAACAUCACGUUCACAUGCUCACGAUCUUCCAAAAAAAGUAAGACAACUCUGUCUCAAAGUAGCACUCUCAAGCAAAUUAGCUCAAAAUAAAUUAAUCAUUAUCGACGAAUUCAAAUUAUCUUCACAUAAAACAAAAGAUUUAGUUUCAAAGUUACCACAAGAAUGGGGUCGUUCAUUAUUAGUUGACAAAGAUAUUUCUGAAAACUUAAAUAGAUCAAGUUUAAAUGUCCAAAAAAUUGAUACUCUUCCAGAAAGAGGUUUAAAUGUAUAUAGUAUUCUUCAAAAUGAUACUUUAGUUUUAACUAGAUCAUCAAUUGAAGCUUUACAAUCAAGAUUAUUAAAAUCAUCAUCAUCAGACGAAAAUUAA
Messenger RNA from Dictyostelium purpureum, 777 nucleotides. RefSeq lists its product as uncharacterized. The transcript is spliced from 2 exons. Bases 1 to 777 code for a protein of 258 amino acids. Gene Ontology annotation, biological process: translation. NCBI's taxonomy places the organism in Eukaryota, Evosea, Eumycetozoa, Dictyosteliales, Dictyosteliaceae. The record is from RefSeq and is a predicted model, not a curated record. Gene Ontology annotation, molecular function: structural constituent of ribosome. Gene Ontology annotation, cellular component: ribosome.